AUGACUUCUACCCAACAAGACCACGUUGUCCUUCUUGUCGACACCCCCUUCUUCGAAGACCUGCCUGCCUGGGUCACCGACAACUUCACCGUCACGCCUGGAGGCUACCACGACGGCCAGCCCUCUCGCAACAAACUCGUCAUCUUCGCCGACGGCAGCUACCUGGAGUUCUUCAACUGGUACGACACCCCACCCUCUCUCGACGCCGAGCACCUGCCCAUGAGAUUCUGGGGUCCCAAACCCCCAGGCCUGAUCGACUUUGCUAUCACCGACACAACCCACUCGGCCGAGGAAUCCGUCGACACCGUCAACGAACGCCUCUCCUUCAGCCCUGACCAAGACGCCGGCCUGGGCAUCAAAUUCGGCACGCCCAUUGCAGGCUCACGCAAGAAAGCCGACGGCGCCGAGAUCAAGUGGAAGGUCACACGCCCACAGUUCUCCCAGGGCCCAAACACGCCCGCCGACGAGCUGUUCGCUAACGGCAGAAUCGAUGUCCCUUUCUUCUGUCACGAUGUCACUCCGCGGACCGGCCGCGUGCCUAGUCUGGAUGAGCAGAAAACGACUCACCCCUCCGGCGCGGUUGGCAUCGCUGCCUGCGAGAUUCUCGUGCCGGCUCACCUGCUGACCGAGUACGCGCGAGUCUAUUCCAAGAUCCUAGGCUCUGGGUUUGAACCUGCUGCCGGCAAGAACUCGUAUACCUUCGACAUCGGUGUGCCGCAGGGUUCUGCCCGUUCUACGGUGGUGGUGCGUGCUGCUGAGUCCGAGCGAGACAUUCAGCGCAUCAAGGAGAGGGGCAUUGGGUUCUCUGAUCUUGUCAUCUCCGUCCAGUUUGAUGGGCCUGGCGGCGAGACGAGGUGGCCAUUGGGCUCUACUGGUGUCGAGUCCACAAUCUGGUUGGAGAGGGUGUAG
This is a messenger RNA of Aspergillus puulaauensis, 909 nucleotides long. RefSeq names its product VOC family protein. The transcript has a single exon. The coding region runs from base 1 to 909 and encodes 302 amino acids. NCBI's taxonomy places the organism in Eukaryota, Fungi, Ascomycota, Eurotiomycetes, Eurotiales, Aspergillaceae. The record is from RefSeq and is a predicted model, not a curated record.